Molecule: messenger RNA, 1190 nt
Organism: Neomonachus schauinslandi (Hawaiian monk seal)
Lineage: Eukaryota; Metazoa; Chordata; Mammalia; Carnivora; Phocidae
Gene: HAND1
Product: heart and neural crest derivatives expressed 1
Exons: 2
Coding region: 1-657 (218 amino acids)
Biological process (GO): heart development; regulation of transcription by RNA polymerase II
Molecular function (GO): RNA polymerase II transcription regulatory region sequence-specific DNA binding; DNA-binding transcription factor activity, RNA polymerase II-specific; protein dimerization activity
Source: RefSeq, a predicted model, not a curated record
AUGAACCUCGUGGGCAGCUACGCACACCAUCACCACCAUCACCACCAUCACCACCCACACCCAACGCACCCCAUGCUCCACGAACCCUUCCUCUUCGGCCCGGCCUCGCGCUGUCACCAGGAGCGGCCCUACUUCCAGAGCUGGCUGCUGAGCCCCGCUGACGCUGCCCCAGACUUCCCCGCCGGCGGGCCACCGCCCACAGCCGCGGCGGCCACCGCAGCCUACGGUCCGGACGCCAGGCCGGGCCAGAGCCCCGGGCGGCUGGAGGCGCUCGGAGGCCGCCUGGGCCGGCGGAAAGCCUCAGGACCCAAGAAGGAGCGGAGGCGCACAGAGAGCAUUAACAGCGCUUUCGCAGAGCUGCGCGAGUGCAUCCCCAACGUGCCUGCGGACACCAAGCUCUCCAAGAUCAAGACUCUGCGCCUGGCCACCAGCUACAUCGCCUAUCUGAUGGACGUGCUGGCCAAGGACGCACAGGCCGGCGACCCCGAAGCCUUCAAGGCCGAACUCAAGAAGGCGGAUGGUGGCCGCGAGAGCAAGCGGAAAAGGGAGCUGCAGCAACACGAAGCCUUUCCUCCUGCCCUGGGCCCAGGCGAGAAGAGGAUUAAAGGGCGCACAGGCUGGCCGCAGCAAGUCUGGGCGCUGGAGUUAAACCAGUGAGCUGAGGCCGCGCCGAGGACCCCGCCACGGCUGCCCGACCCCGGAGCCCCGGGAGGAGAGGAAGGCGGCGGCGAGGGCCAGGCUCUGGGUGCCAGGGGCUUAUAGGGGCGCAUCCCGCAGAGCCUCUGCUGCGAGCUGGCAGGUUGCCGGCUGCAACAACACACUUGGAUCACACGUGCAAUGUCAUUUGAAAUUGUUUUUAAUACAUUAAGAGAAAGAGAAAUAUAUAUAUAUCCACCCCCCCCCCCCCAAACUGAGAGGGCGGCUCUUGGCUGCACAAUGCGGGAGAGAGGGACUGCGGGACUCCAGCGCGCUAAAACGCACCCUUCCAACCCUUCUGGGGCGAAUUUAGAACCCCGGAUGCUUUCUCCACUUUGCCUACUGGCUCUUUUACUCGUCCUCCUGUCAGCUUUGCGGCAAAUCCCCCGAGCGCUCUCUUCCCAAAUUAAAAUGCAAUAAGAGGAAUCAAUAGUUUUCUGCCAGGGAAAGAGAACCAAACCAGGAAGAUGGAGGGCUGCCUUUUGUUGUUCUCC